This is a messenger RNA of Hemiscyllium ocellatum (epaulette shark), 695 nucleotides long. RefSeq lists its product as uncharacterized. The record is from RefSeq and is a predicted model, not a curated record. The transcript is spliced from 7 exons. NCBI's taxonomy places the organism in Eukaryota, Metazoa, Chordata, Chondrichthyes, Orectolobiformes, Hemiscylliidae. The coding region runs from base 114 to 695 and encodes 193 amino acids.
GCAUGUUGCUGCUUCUUAUUUUCUAGCAUGUUGUCGGUACACAUGUUGUUUCUUAUUUUCUAGCGUUUUGGGAGGAAAAACGGUUGAAAGAAGUGACCCAAGCUGGGUACAAGAUGUGGCUCUUCUGCAUUCUAUUGUUUGCAUUGGCUCAGCGGUCAUUUAGCACAGUGCCCUGUAACAGUAAUGACCAUCAGACAACUUCAGGGACCUCGAUAGAAAGCACUUCCCCAAACACAACCACGUCUGAGAUUACUUCUACACCAACUGAAACAUCAGCAAAUGAGACCAACCACAGAAAUGAUUUGAAUAAGGCAAACACUUCUGGGAUUAAUUCUACAGCUUCCACAACAUCAGAAAUAACAGAAUAUGUGACAUCUUCUGGGACAUCUGAAGAAACCACUUCCCCAGGGACAACCACCUCUGAGAUUACUUUGACAGCUUCCACAACACCAGAAACAACAGAAUAUGUGACAACUUCUGGGACUUCAGAAGGAAGCACUUCCACAGAGGCAACCACCUCUGAGAUUACUUUGACAGCUUCCACAACACCAGGAACAACAGAAUAUGUGACAUCUUCUGGGACCUCUGAAGGAAGCACUUCCACAGGCGCAACCACCUCUGAGAUAACUUCAACAGCUUCCACAACACCAGAAACAACAGAAUAUCUGUCUUUACGAAAGAAGCAAAGCUUGUAG